CACACUACUCAAAUUUGGUACAUCUUUAUUUUUACACAAUAACUUAGUUUUCAGAACUGUGAAAAUUAAGAAAAAAUCUUUAAAAGAGGUUUCUAAGCUCCUUAUAAAAUAAAUAAUAAAAUAUUCCCAGAAACCUAAACUGAUUUAGAUUCGGGUUAACUUGCAUUUUUAUCUCAGAGGAAAAAAACCUACUGAUCAGAUCACAAUCAUAUAUCCAAAGAAAAAUACACCACCUAACAUUAUGAUAGAAAACUAGAGCCACAAUAAAACCACACCUGUACAUGGAUCACAAUCAGCAUCAACAAUAUCAAGGAACAGUUACCACAGACACAUUAAGUAAAAAGGGUAAAACUGUACCCUCAGAUCAGGUUUAGACUGAUUAAAAUUACUGAAAUGCCAUGAAGUUUAAAAAGAAAAAUACAUUUACAUAGCUUUUAUCCACGGUCAAGAAUCCUAGUAUUUUCUGGUGUUCAAAAAAACUCAUGGGAAACAAGUGACAUUUUAUUUCACUAACAGUAAAUUAAUAUAGAUGGCUCAACAUGUUUUCAAUUCACAGGGCUGUAAGAAUCUGGACAUGAGAAGCAUGUCGUUUAGCUAGUCAUUUUUACUAUUUUUGUGUAAGUUAACAGAGUUGUUUUGAAAAAUAAUUUUAACACACUCAAUUUAAUUUACCUACUAACAAAAACCGAUCAAUUAUGCUUCACUCCUGAUAAAUGUCUAAAUGGUCAAAAAACAAAAAAAAAAAUCAGUAGUUAACUAAAUUUAGAACACUUGGCUUUUUAAUGGGUCACAUAAUAAUUAACACUUAUUGACUAUUAAUUAGAGUCAUGGGUCUACAUUCCCUAACUCAUUUAAUCCUAACAAAAUUCUAUGAUUACCACUGUCAUUCUGAUUUUACAAAUGAGGACAAUGACCCACAGAGAUGAAACCAAACUAAAGUUCACUAGUAGGUGAAGCCGGUAUUCAAAACCAGAGCUUAUACUUUAACAACCAUCUAUACACAAUAAAUAACCUACUUUACUUAAACGUCAGCCCCCUUACACAAAUUGAUAUAUGUAAAAAUACGCAGGAAAAUAUGGCAAAUAUAGCUCACUGGAAUAAUCAAAAUUUUGCUCUCAGACUGAUAAUUUAUUACUUAAAUGACAAGAAGCUGAAUAUUCCCAAUAAGUUUCUUUAUCUAAUAUUCUUUUUAGACUUUCUGGAGCUUCUUUUACUCUUUUCCUAAGCACGUACACAUAAUCAAUCACCUUACUACUAAGCCAUGGAUUUAAAAACCAAAAAGUAUAACUAAAAAAAGAUUAUAAUAAUCAUCUUUAAGUCAUCAAAUAUUCAUCUCAAUUACUGAAAAGGGAUGAAAAUUUCAAACCAUCUAAAUAUCCAACAAUACAUUCCUACAAAAGAAUUCUAUGAAACCAUAAAAAAGGUCCCAAAAGACGACUGAGAAUGGGACAAAAGACAAACUUGUUCGCGAUCAGGUGAAAACACAACACAAAACAAGAUGAUCACAAUUCACAAAAUAUGUAUGUGCAUCUGUACACACGGGAAAAAAAUGAAAGAACAUAAAGAACAUUAUGCGGUUUUCCCACUUUCUAAUUUUUUAUUUUUUCUAAAGUUUUUACAAUAAAACACUUGUUUUUCAAAUACAAUAACUGAUUUUUAAAAGGCAUAAAAACAAGACAUUAUAAUAAGCAAACACAACUGUCCGAUGAAACUAUUAAAAUUUUCAGAAAAUUAUAUUCCUCUGGUCUUUUCUUAUCAUCUAAAAUCACUAACACAUGACAAAAUUUUAAACAGCGAUGAAAUAAGUGAGCGUAUAGAUUUCCUACUUAAACAAAAUAUCCUACAAAAAAAUAAUCUUAGCGAUACUAUAUACCGUUGCCCCAAUAAACCUAUGUUAAUUUCAGCACCUAAUUUACAACUGCGUUUUCAAAUUCAUGCUAUUACUCUAAACUUUCAAAAUAUAACGAGCAAAAACACUUGAACUCGGAAUAUUUACGUUACAUGAAGCAAAAAUACUAAAAGACAACCACGUAACAUCAUGACCCACACCAUUUUCCUCGUCAGUAAACAACUAUUUCUUUGGAAAUCUCUUCCCAUUCAAAUUUUGAAACCAAGGGUAAACUAUGUAAGGUCUAACGCAACGGCAAAAGUAGCGUGUUGAUGAUACAUGUCAACUGGGGCAGAAGCAGCAACAACAAAAAAAUUAAAUUAGACGUCAACAGAAACCUACUUUCCAACCGAAAUUGUUAGUGAAAAUACUCUUCCGUCCUCACCUCGAAUAUUGUGUCAAAGUACCUAACAUUAAUUUGAGCUUUCACUUCAGUUUCUAAUCCAUUAGGAAUGCUGUCUGGUGGAAGCCACAGGACCCUAGGGCCCAAAUAAUCUAAUUAAAGGAUCCCGACCCCCAAAGUGAUCUCAAGCUUGCCAAUAAUAAAGCGGAUUUAAGAUUACUCAAGAAACGGCCGUUAGAGACCCUUUCCGGUCAGAGGCACCGGCCGGCGAAAUCCGCGGAGGCGGAGAGGGGGAGGGGAAACGCGGCGGCGGAGGAGGAGCUGAGGCAGGAACUAGGCCCGUCCCUGGUGGACAACCAGGCCUACGAGUAGCUAAAAGCUUUUAUUUUCCUUUGGAAUUCCUGCUUUGCAGACAGAGCAAUGGCAGCCCGCGUACUUGUAAUUGGCGGUGGCGGAAGGGAACAUACACUGGCUUGGAAACUUGCACAGUCUAAUCGUGUCAAACAUGUGUUGGUUGCCCCGGGCAAUGCAGGCACUGCCUGCUUGGAAAAGAUUUCAAAUACUGCCAUCUCGAUAAGUGAUCACACUGCCCUUGCUCAGUUCUGCAAAGAUGAGAACAUUGAAUUCGUAGUUGUUGGACCAGAGGCACCUCUGGCUGCUGGAAUUGUUGGGAACCUGACCUCUGCAGGAGUGCGAUGCUUUGGUCCCACAGCAGAAGCAGCUCAGUUAGAGUCCAGCAAGAGAUUUGCCAAAGAGUUUAUGGACCGACACGGAAUCCCGACCGCACGGUGGAGAGCUUUCACCAGACCUGAGGAGGCCUGCAGCUUCAUUAUGAGUGCAGACUUCCCUGCUUUGGUUGUGAAGGCCAGUGGUCUUGCAGCUGGGAAAGGGGUGAUUGUUGCAAAGAGCACAGAAGAAGCCUGCAGGGCUGUACAGGAGAUCAUGCAGGAGAAAGCUUAUGGAGCAGCUGGAGAAACAAUUGUCAUUGAAGAACUUCUUGAAGGAGAAGAGGUUUCUUGUCUGUGCUUCACUGAUGGCAAGACCGUGGCCCCCAUGCCCCCAGCACAAGACCAUAAACGAUUGCUGGAGGGCGAUCACGGCCCCAACACAGGGGGAAUGGGAGCCUAUUGUCCGGCACCUCAGGUUUCGAAGGAUUUGCUGCUGAAAAUAAAAAAUACAGUUCUUCAGAGGACAGUGGAUGGCAUGCAGCAGGAGGGUAUGCCAUACACAGGUGUCCUCUAUGCUGGUAUAAUGCUGACCAAGGAUGGCCCAAAAGUUCUGGAGUUUAAUUGCCGUUUCGGUGAUCCAGAGUGCCAAGUGAUCCUCCCGCUGCUUAAAAGUGAUCUUUAUGAAGUGAUUCAGUCUACCUUUGAUGGCCUGCUCCACACAUCUCUGCCUGUCUGGCUGGAAAACCGCACCGCCCUAACUGUUGUGAUGGCAAGUAAGGGCUACCCAGGAGAUUACACCAAGGGUGUGGAGAUAACAGGCUUUCCUGAGGCUCAAGCUUUAGGACUGGAGGUGUUCCACGCAGGCACCGCCCUGAAAGAUGGCAAAGUGGUGACUAGUGGGGGUAGAGUCCUUUCGGUAACAGCCAUCCAGGAAAAUCUCAUUUCAGCCCUUGAAGAAGCCAAGAAAGGACUAGCUGCUAUAAAAUUUGAGGGAGCCAUUUACAGGAAGGACAUUGGCUCUCGUGCCAUAGCUUAUCUCCAACAGCCCAGGGGCCUGACUUACAAGAAAUCUGGGGUAGACAUUGCAGCUGGAAAUAUGCUGGUCAAGAAAAUUAAACCUUUAGCAAAAGCUACCUCCAGACCAGGCUGUGAUGUUGAUCUUGGAGGUUUUGCUGGUCUUUUUGAUUUGAAAGCAGCUGGUUUCAAAGAUCCUCUUCUGGCCUGUGGAACAGAUGGUGUGGGGACUAAACUGAAGAUUGCCCAGCAGUGUAAUAGACAUGAUACCAUUGGCCAAGAUUUGGUUGCAAUGUGUGUAAAUGACAUUCUGGCCCAAGGGGCAGAGCCCCUCUUCUUCCUUGAUUACUUUUCCUGUGGAAAACUUGACCUCGAUACAACUGAAGCUGUUGUUGCUGGAAUUGCCAGAGCCUGUGGGAAAGCUGGAUGUGCUCUCCUUGGAGGUGAAACUGCAGAAAUGCCUGACAUGUAUCCUCCUGGAGAGUAUGACCUGGCCGGUUUUGCCGUCGGUGCCAUGGAGCGGGAUCAGAAACUCCCUCACCUGGAAAGAAUCACCGAAGGGGAUGUUGUUAUUGGAAUAGCUUCAUCUGGUCUUCACAGCAAUGGAUUUAGCCUUGUGAGGAAAAUUGUAGCAAAAUCUUCCCUCCAGUACUCCUCUCCAGCACCUGAUGGCUGUGGUGACCAGACCUUAGGGGACUUACUUCUGACUCCAACGAGAAUCUACAGCCAUUCGCUAUUACCUGUCCUACGUUCAGGACAUGUCAAGGUCUUUGCCCAUAUUACUGGUGGAGGAUUGCUAGAAAACAUCCCCAGAGUCCUUCCUGAGAAAUUUGGAGUGGAUUUAGAUGCCCAGACCUGGAGGAUCCCCAGGAUCUUCUCGUGGUUACAGCAAGAAGGACACCUCUCUGAGGAAGAGAUGGCCAGAACAUUUAACUGUGGGGUUGGGGCCGUCCUCGUGGUGUCAAAGGAUAGGACAGAGCAGAUUCUGAGGGAUAUCAAGCAGCACAGCGAAGAAGCCUGGGUGAUUGGCAAGGUGGUUGCGUGUCCUGAAGGUUCUCCUCGUGUGAAAGUCAAGCAUCUGAUUGAAACCAUGCAAGCAAAUGGAUCAGUAUUGGAGAAUGGCACUCUGAAAAAUCAUUUCUCUGUCCAACCAAAAAAGGCAAGAGUGGCUGUCUUAAUAUCUGGAACAGGAUCAAACCUCCAAGCCCUCAUAGACAAUACUAGGGAGCCAAGUAGCUGUGCACACAUUGUUGUUGUUAUCUCCAACAAAGCUGCAGUGGCUGGCUUAGAUAAAGCAGAAAGAGCCGGAAUUCCCACCAGAGUAAUCAAUCAUAAAUUAUAUAAAAGUCGUGUAGAAUUUGACACUGCAAUUGACCAAGUCCUUGAAGAGUUCUCCACAGACAUAGUCUGUCUUGCAGGAUUCAUGAGAAUUUUAUCUGGCCCCUUUGUCAGAAAAUGGAAUGGGAAAAUGCUCAACAUCCAUCCAUCCUUGCUGCCGUCUUUUAAGGGUUCAAAUGCACAUGAGCAAGUCCUAGAAGCCGGGGUCACAGUCACUGGGUGUACUGUGCACUUUGUAGCUGAAGAUGUAGAUGCUGGACAGAUUAUCUUACAAGAAGCUGUUCCAGUGAAGAGGGGCGACACCAUUACAACUCUGUCUGAAAGAGUGAAAUUAGCAGAGCACAAACUAUUUCCCGCAGCCCUCCAGCUGGUAGCCAGUGGAACUGUACAGCUUGGAGAAAAUGGCAAGAUUCGUUGGGUCACAGAGUAGUGAAGUCUCCCCCGUUCGGGGCUAGAGCCAGUUCUGAAAGAAGUCUGGCUAUCUGCAUUAUCAUGGACUCAGCCCAGAAGAACAACUGCUAAAAAAGAAUUCCUCACCCGCGCCUCUGGCCUUUUUUUUUUUUUUUAAUGAACAGAGAUUCGUUGAAAACAAGCCUGGUGCAGCAUGUCUGGGGCAUACGUGUGUCACCUCCAGCGGUCUUUUAGGGUUUACCUGUUCCGGACCUUCUUGAUCAUAAUUAAGCUGGUCGUUCAGAAUCCCUUUUACUUUCAGCCAAACAAGAUACCAAAACUUUUAGUCUCUCUUCUUUUUCUGACAAAUACCACCUCCAUUUUUUGUAGUUAUAUGUUCUCUAGUUUUUGAAGAGUUAACCAACAAGGCUAUUAAGUUAAUAUCUCUUCCCCAUAUUGUAUAUCUGUACUGGUUUGAAUUGAGACUGAUCUACUCUAAUUACGCUGAUCAUAAUGUAGUGUCAUAAAAUGUGUGUGUAACUCCCACUUCUGAGGGAUGGUGUACUUUGUGCUUUGAAAUAUCAUUAAACAUCCUAGUUAUUGACA
Messenger RNA from Panthera uncia (snow leopard), 6247 nucleotides. RefSeq names its product phosphoribosylglycinamide formyltransferase, phosphoribosylglycinamide synthetase, phosphoribosylaminoimidazole synthetase (gene GART). The transcript has 22 exons. Gene Ontology annotation, molecular function: phosphoribosylamine-glycine ligase activity; phosphoribosylformylglycinamidine cyclo-ligase activity; metal ion binding. Gene Ontology annotation, cellular component: cytosol. The coding region runs from base 2652 to 5681 and encodes 1009 amino acids. The record is from RefSeq and is a predicted model, not a curated record. Gene Ontology annotation, biological process: adenine biosynthetic process; 'de novo' IMP biosynthetic process. Lineage: Eukaryota; Metazoa; Chordata; Mammalia; Carnivora; Felidae.